CUUCAGGCCGGAAGGAAGGAAGGUGGGGCAAGUCUCAUUUUAGCAUAAGUAAGUGGGUCCUUGAGGAGAAGCGUGAGAGGCGGAAGCGUGUCUUUGUGAAACUGCUGGCAAAGCGGAGGGGAUGGGCGUCUGAAGAAGCCUUCGGAAGGGACCCGUAUCGUUGUGACACCGCUGGCAUUCUCUGAGGGACGCCUGUCGGUGAGGCACCGGUGCACGCCGAAGGAGCGGAUGAGAUUGGGUGACCAUGGGGAUGUGGGCAUCGGUGGACGCUAUGUGGGACUUCCCUGCGGAGAAGCAAAUCUUCGGGGCGGUGUUGCUCUUUUCUUGGACCGUGUAUUUUUGGGAGGCCUUCCUAGCACAGCGGCAGAGAAGGAUAUACAAAACAACGACUCACGUACCACCAGAGUUAGAACAGAUCAUGGAUUCGGACACAUUUGAGAAGUCUCGACUGUAUCAACUGGACAAAAGUGCAUUCAGCUUCUGGUCAGGACUCUACUCAGAGGUGGAAGGCACUUUUAUUCUUCUCUUUGGAGGAAUCCCUUAUCUCUGGAGACUGUCUGGACGGUUUUGUAGUUCUGCUGGCUUUGGACCAGAAUAUGAGAUCAUUCAGUCCUUGGUGUUCCUGCUGUUGGCCACACUCUUCAGUGCACUGACUGGCUUGCCCUGGAGUCUGUACAAUACUUUUGUGAUAGAAGAAAAGCAUGGCUUCAAUCACCAGACUUUGGAGUUUUUUAUGAAAGAUGCAAUCAAAAAAUUUAUUGUGACUCAAUGUAUUUUAUUGCCUGUGUCUUCCCUUCUGCUUUACAUUAUUAAAAUUGGAGGUGACUACUUUUUUAUUUAUGCCUGGCUGUUCACAUUAGUUGUCUCUCUGGUUCUUGUCACUAUUUAUGCUGACUAUAUUGCCCCUUUGUUUGACAAAUUCACACCUCUGCCGGAGGGAAAGCUUAAGCAGGAAAUUGAAGUGAUGGCAAAGAGUAUUGACUUCCCUUUGACUAAGGUGUAUGUUGUUGAAGGAUCUAAGCGCUCCUCUCACAGCAAUGCUUACUUUUAUGGCUUCUUCAAGAACAAGAGAAUAGUUUUGUUUGACACUCUACUAGAAGAGUACUCUGUACCAAACAGAGAGAACCAGGAGGAGCCUGGAAUGGAACCCCGCAAUGAAGGCGAAGGAGACAGUGAAGAAGUAACAGCUAAAGUGAAAAAUAAGAAACAAGGAUGUAAAAACGAGGAGGUAUUGGCUGUACUUGGCCAUGAACUGGGGCACUGGAAGUUGGGACACACUGUAAAAAAUAUCAUUAUUAGUCAGAUGAAUUCUUUCCUGUGUUUUUUCUUGUUUGCUGUAUUAAUUGGUCGAAGGGAACUUUUUGCCGCCUUUGGUUUUUAUGACAGCCAACCCACUCUGAUCGGACUCUUGAUCAUCUUUCAGUUUAUUUUCUCACCUUACAAUGAGGUUCUGUCUUUCUGCCUAACAGUCCUGAGCCGCAGAUUUGAAUUUCAAGCCGACGCUUUUGCCAAGAAACUUGGGAAGGCUAAAGACUUAUAUUCUGCUUUGAUCAAGCUGAACAAAGAUAACCUAGGAUUCCCAGUGUCUGACUGGUUGUUUUCAACAUGGCACUAUUCACACCCUCCGCUUUUAGAGAGGCUUCAGGCUCUGAAAAACGCAAAACAAGACUGAGCCGCUCAGGUCCCAUGACUGAAUGCACUUCCUGUUACUUCUGUCCUGGCCGCAUGUUCCAGCUCUUGAUGUUUUUAAUUUUUUAAGAAAAAUGAUUACGUACAUAAAAGUCCAGAUUUAAAUACAUUUACUAUCUCAUUUCAAAAAUGAUUUUAAUAAUCCAUUUCUUAAAACACUGGAUGAAAUUUUGAGGCUUAAUAUUUUUAAAGCAUAGUUUUAUCUAUUAUCUGAUUUGCCAUCAGUUUGUAAAAUGAUUUAAGGAAAUG
Molecule: messenger RNA, 1938 nt
Organism: Mastomys coucha (southern multimammate mouse)
Lineage: Eukaryota; Metazoa; Chordata; Mammalia; Rodentia; Muridae
Gene: Zmpste24
Product: zinc metallopeptidase STE24
Exons: 10
Coding region: 245-1672 (475 amino acids)
Biological process (GO): CAAX-box protein processing
Cellular component (GO): endoplasmic reticulum membrane
Molecular function (GO): metalloendopeptidase activity
Source: RefSeq, a predicted model, not a curated record